This is a messenger RNA of Anneissia japonica, 4012 nucleotides long. Its product is annotated as DNA ligase 4-like. Gene Ontology annotation, molecular function: DNA binding; ATP binding; DNA ligase (ATP) activity. Gene Ontology annotation, biological process: double-strand break repair via nonhomologous end joining; DNA biosynthetic process; nucleotide-excision repair, DNA gap filling. NCBI's taxonomy places the organism in Eukaryota, Metazoa, Echinodermata, Crinoidea, Comatulida, Comatulidae. The coding region runs from base 157 to 2919 and encodes 920 amino acids. Gene Ontology annotation, cellular component: DNA-dependent protein kinase-DNA ligase 4 complex; DNA ligase IV complex. The transcript has 27 exons. The record is from RefSeq and is a predicted model, not a curated record.
CAGUUCCUGAAGACGGCGUACAAAGGAUGUCUGCUUCACCCUAAGGAGUACUGGGAACCUGUUUGUGGGCGUUUCUUUCCGAUUUUUAUAGUUAGUUUCCAUGCAACAAUACCGUAGGCCUUUUACAUUUUUGAUGUUUUUGAUGUGCUGAGUAGAAUGGCAUCCCCUAUAUCUGUAGCUGGUCGGAUACCAUUCUCAGAGCUUGCAGUAUUUCUUGAGAAUGUGCAGAAGAAACAUGGAACUGACAACAAGAGGAAGCUGUUCAAGGACUUCCUUGACAAGUGGAGAGUCUUUCAUGCACAUUUGCAUAAAGAUGAUUCUGAUAAUACAGAUACCUUCUACCCUGUAAUGCGUCUCUUACUCCCACAAUUAGAAAGAGAGAGACUUGCAUAUGGAAUCAAAGAGCACACACUGGCGAAGUUGUACAUUGAAAUACUUGGAUUGUCCAAAGAAAGCCAGGAUGCUAAGAAGCUGAUAAAUUACAGAGCACCUACAGCUAAACAAGAGGCAGGUGAUUUUGCAAGUGUGGCAUUUUUUGUUCUGAGGAACAGGUGUCCAGAAAAGGGCAGUUUGACAAUAAAAGAAGUUAAUGACAGUCUGGAUGGUAUUGCUUCAAAUAAUGCCGCAAAUAAAAAAGAUGUUGUAAAAAAGAACCUGAUGCACCUUCUACGAAACACAAGUGCAACUGAACAGAAAUGGCUUAUCAGAAUGAUUAUGAAGGAGAUGAAAGUUGGGUUAAGUCAGAGCUCUAUCUUCUCUGUUUUCCAUCAAGAUGCGGAGGAGUAUUUCAAUGUGACGAAUAGCUUAGCAAAGGUUUGCAAGGACCUAAUGAAUCCAGAGUCUCGUAUGAAUGAAAUAGCCAUUGAAGUCUUUUCUCCAUUUAGCCCGAUGCUUGGAAUGAGAGCUACUUUGAGUCAAGUUGAGAAGCUCAUGGAUCAUAAGCCAUUUUUUAUUGAAACAAAAGUAGAUGGUGAACGGAUGCAACUCCACAAGGAUGGUGACAAGUACAAAUACUUCUCAAGAAGAUCCCAUGAAUACAGUAAUGUGUUUGGUGAAAAUUCAUUUUCAGGAACUUUCACACAAUAUGCUGCUAAGUAUUUCAAAAGUGAUGUGAAAUCAUGUAUCUUAGAUGGGGAAGUGAUUGCCUAUAAUCCUGAAACAAAAGCAUUUAUGUCAAAAGGAGAAAAUUUUGAUGUUAAAUCAAUGAGAGACACAGAUCUUCAAGUAUGUUUCAUUGUAUUUGACAUUCUGUUGCUGAACGGGCAAAAGCUUGCCAACAAACCUUUUAGAGAACGGUUUAAUUUUAUUCCUAAAGUGUUUACACCAAAGGAGGGACGUCUUGAGAUAGUACAAAGACAAGCUGCAUCAACUAAAAAGGAUGUAGUUGAUGCUUUGAACAAAGCUAUUGAUGAUCGAGAAGAAGGAAUUGUUGUAAAAAAUCCAGACUCAACCUACAGACCAGAUAAGCGGAAAGGAAGUGGCUGGCUCAAGAUUAAACCUGAGUAUAUGGAUAACAUGAUGGAUGAGUUGGAUCUUCUUAUCAUUGGUGGCUACUUUGGCAAAGGGAAACGUUCAAGAGUGAUUUCUCAUUUCCUGCUUGGUGUUGCAGUUCCCCCAUCAAAACAAGGUGAUGAACCAAAACUGUUCAAGUCUUUCUGCAAGGUUGGUUCUGGUUAUACAUACAAGGAACUUUAUGACCUUAAUGUAAAAUUAAUGCCCCAUUGGAAACCACUGGAAAAGGACAAGUACCCAGAACAUCUGCUGCUAUCCAAUGAAAAACCUGAAAUAUGGAUUGAGCCUUCCAAAUCUGUAAUCGUUCAAGUAAAGGCAACAGAAAUAACAUAUGCAAAAGACUACAAGACUGGGUGUACUUUACGUUUUCCACGUGUAGAGAAACUGCGGGAUGACAAGGCAUGGAACCAGUGCAUGACUGCAGAUGAACUAGACAAUUUAAAGAAGUUAGCAGACGGUAAAUUAGCUUCCAGACAUGCUGUUCAUGAUGAUGAUAACCAGGACAUUCAACCUCAAGUAAAGAAGAGAAAAGUUACCUCCCGAGUAGAACAAAAGGCUAGUGUGGCAGAGAGAUUCAGGGGUGCGGACACUUCCAGUCUCAAACAGAUCUCCAAACUGUUUGAAGAUAUGGAGUUUUGUAUCUUCAAUGGACCAAGUGAUUAUCCGAAAGUUGAACUUGAAAAGAAGGUUGUGGAACAUGGAGGCAAAAUCACGCAAAAUCCCAGCGUCGACACUUACUGUGUAAUUGCUGAGAAAAUCAAUGUCAAAGUUCAAAAUGUCAUAAGUUCUGGUGAACAAGAUGUUGUACAGGCAUCUUGGUUAAUUGACUGCCUGAAAACUAAACGUAGGUUACCAUGGUUACCACAUCACAUGAUACAUAAAUCCCAUGAGACUGCUGCCUAUUUUGAGGUGCAUUAUGACUCUCAUGGAGACAGCUACACUGAGGAUGUUACAGUUGACAAACUACAAGAAAUAUUUGAAAACAUAGGGAAACAGGUGACAUCUCUUUCUGGCGGCAAUUGCAGAUUAAGUACUUUAGAGAUCGCUCAGAUUGAACAUGAGUAUUUUCCUGAUGAAUCUCCUUUGGGUUUGUUUCGUCUCUGCAGAGUCUACAUGGACAAGAAUCUCAUCAUUGAUGACCCUACCACCGAAAUAAAAGACAGCACAUUAGAGAUGGUUGCCUUGGAGAUGAGGUUCCAUGGUGCAACUCUUGUUGAUGUACUAGAUGAUCAAGUAUCUCAUAUUGUGUUUGAUAAAAGUGACUUGACAAGAUUAAAAGAAUUCCGAAAUUUGAACCAUGAUCUGCAGAAGAAGCGUCACCUGGUUUCAACUGCUUGGGUGAAAUCAUGUGUAGAAGACAAAAGAUUGAAACGAGAAAGAGAUUAUGAGCCAGAUGCUCCAGUAUGAAAGAGUCUAGAUAAUUCAAUUUUAAUGAAGUGGGGUACAGACAGUGUUGCACAGCGCUGCAAUCUUGAGGUCCUGGGUUAAAACCAAUGUUGGUCACACUGCUUGUGUAUGGGCAAGACACACUAUGUAUAUGUCCUCCUCUUUUCACCUAAAAUGAAUGCAAGUGGGUACCUGGUAGGAGGUGAAUGAUUCCGUGCUGAAUUACACCUCAGGAAGAAGAGGAAUUCUGUGUAUGAUUGAUUUCUAAAAUAUAUAGUAUUAGUGGAAAACAUCACUAAAUAUUGAUGUUUUUGGAUGAUGAUAUGCCACACUAACAGUGGCAGAUUGAAUGGGUCCAGAGAUAUGGUGGGGGAACAGUUUUUUGCACACACAAUGAAAAAUAUUGCUAAUUUUUAUAGUGAAAUAAAUUCUAUGAUUGUAAUUGCUGUGCAGGUUUUUCCUUGAUCCACAUAGUAUCAGGGGUCCCAAUGCAGAAGUCGCCAAAAUAUCAAAAUGGUCUCCCGCAUUCUUGCAAGCAAGGUGGAUUUUGCAUGUUUUUACUACUGUAAUUUUAAUUGUCUUCAUAAAGUAUGCUAGUUAUGGGGUUUCACUAUAAGCAGAAAAACACAAUCUCAUUAAAAACUGUGUCUCCCCAAAAGUGGCCUCUUCAAACUUGGGACCCCAGCAAUGUACAAGUGACUGUCUGGUUGGAUGCUCUGUAUUGGGAAAAAACAAUGUUAUAAAGUAUUUGUAAAGGAUAAUUUUUUGUAUGUAUAACCUUGAAAUAUUCAAUUUUUGAUAAGAUAAUUUUAAAAUAUGUAACAUUCCUUGAUAAUUAUGCAAUGAAAAAAUUUUCAAAGCAUGACUUUGACAUUAUCUAAUUGUCAACAGAGGCACUUUUGUCCUGUGUCCAGAAGUGUAAAGGAAAAGCUAUAUUAUGCUACACUGGUACAUGGAACCCAUCUACAAAGAAAAAUGUCUCUGCUGGAAAGAAUACAUAGUCGACCUGCAUGUUUCGUCUGCAACAACUAUUCUCUGAAGAGCAGUGUGACAGAUACUAAUUUUGAACAACAUUAGAAGAAAGGCAAGAAAUAAAUCAAUUUGCCUUCCUUUA